GCGCUCGCUCCGGGAGAGUUGACAAAGCCCCGCAGGGAAGGACGCCUCGCGGCGCGGCGCCCCGGGCCCCUUGCCCUGCCGCCCCUCUUCCCCGCCCGCGCCUAGUCCCGCCGUUUAUCCGUGCGGACAGCGCGCCCCGCGCCCCAGCCCGGCCCCAGCCUCCAGCGCCCAGGUAGCGCCGCCCCGCCCAGGCCGGGCCCGGGGGCGCGGGGGGCGGGAUGCGGCGCCCGGGGCAGCGAUGACCGCGUCGCGCUGCUCAGGGGCCCAGGUCUGAUCCUGUUGCCUGCUGCGCGCCCCCGCCCUGAUCUCUAUCGAGCGUCUACGCGCCUCGCUUCCUUUGCCUGGAGCUCGGCGCCGAGGGGGGCCGGACCCUGGCUCUGCGGCCGCGACCUGGGUCUUGCGGGCCUGAGCCCUGAGUGGCGUCCAGUCCAGCUCCCAGUGACCGCGCCCCUACUAGAGGUCCGAACGGCGAGAUGACGCGGAGCCCCGCGCUGCUGCUGCUGCUAUUGGGGGCCCUCCCGUCGGCUGAGGCGGCGCGAGGACCCCCAAGAAUGGCAGACAAAGUGGUCCCACGGCAGGUGGCCCGCCUGGGCCGCACUGUGCGGCUACAGUGCCCAGUGGAGGGGGACCCACCACCGUUGACCAUGUGGACCAAAGACGGCCGCACGAUCCACAGUGGCUGGAGCCGCUUCCGUGUGCUGCCCCAGGGGCUGAAGGUGAAGGAGGUGGAGGCCGAGGAUGCCGGUGUUUAUGUGUGCAAGGCCACCAAUGGCUUCGGCAGCCUCAGCGUCAACUAUACUCUCAUCAUCAUGGAUGACAUUAGUCCAGGGAAGGAGAACCCUGGGCCAGGUGGCUCUUCUGGGGGCCAGGAAGACCCAGUCAGCCAGCAGUGGGCACGGCCUCGAUUCACACAGCCCUCCAAGAUGAGACGCCGAGUGAUUGCACGGCCCGUGGGUAGCUCUGUGCGGCUCAAGUGUGUGGCCAGUGGGCACCCACGUCCAGACAUCAUGUGGAUGAAGGAUGACCAGACCUUGACACGUCUAGAGGCCAGUGAACACAGAAAGAAGAAGUGGACGCUGAGCUUGAAGAACCUGAAGCCUGAAGACAGUGGCAAGUACACGUGCCGUGUAUCCAACCGGGCAGGUGCCAUCAACGCCACCUACAAAGUGGAUGUAAUCCAGCGUACUCGUUCCAAGCCUGUGCUCACGGGGACACACCCUGUGAACACAACGGUGGACUUCGGUGGGACAACGUCCUUCCAGUGCAAGGUGCGCAGCGACGUGAAGCCUGUGAUCCAAUGGCUAAAGCGGGUGGAGUACGGCUCUGAGGGUCGCCACAACUCCACCAUUGACGUGGGUGGCCAGAAGUUUGUGGUGUUGCCCACGGGUGAUGUGUGGUCACGGCCUGACGGCUCCUACCUCAACAAGCUGCUCAUCUCUCGGGCCCGCCAGGAUGAUGCUGGCAUGUACAUCUGCCUGGGUGCAAACACCAUGGGCUACAGUUUCCGUAGCGCCUUCCUCACUGUAUUACCAGACCCCAAACCUCCAGGGCCUCCUGUUGCUCAUUCAUCCUCAACCACCAGCCUGCCCUGGCCUGUGGUGAUCGGCAUCCCAGCGGGUGCUGUCUUCAUCCUAGGCACGGUGCUGCUCUGGCUUUGCCAGACCAAGAAGAAGCCAUGUGCCCCUGCAUCCACACUUCCUGUGCCUGGGCAUCGUCCCCCAGGGACAUCCCGAGAACGCAGUGGUGACAAGGACCUGCCCUCAUUGGCUGUGGGCAUAUGUGAGGAGCAUGGAUCCACCAUGGCCCCCCAGCACAUCCUGGCCUCAGGCUCAACUGCCGGCCCCAAGCUGUACCCUAAGCUGUACACAGAUGUGCACACGCACACGCACCGCACACAUGCACACACACACUCUCAUGCGGAGGGCAAGGCUCAUCAGCACCAGCAUGUCCACUAUCAGUGCUAAAUACAGCCAAUCUCCAAGCACUGUGUCCCGAGGUGGGCGUAUGGGGGCCAAGGCAACAGGUUGGGAGGAUUGAGAACAAUGGAGGAAGAGUAUCUUAGGGUGCCCCGCGUGCGGUAGGCACUCACAAGCUUGGCCGUAUAGGUGGACGGAUGUACUACCAGAUGAACCGACAGCCAGACCCACACGCACAUAUUUAAAGUGUACAUGUGUGCACACGUGCACACACAGCCUGAGAAACCUUCAGGAGGAUUUAUGGUGUGACUUUGCAGUGACAUGUAGCGAUGGCUAGUUGAAGGACGACUCUCCCUCAAGUCUUAGUGGUCAUGGCCACUUCCCCACCCCCUACCCAUCUGUGUUCCUGCCUGGCCUUGGUGUACCUCCGUGUGCCCUGGGUGUCCAGGGGCCAACCAGCAGCCUGACUGGGGUGAGCUGUGCAGCCAUGCCUGGAGGUUUGAGCCACACGCCCCUUGCUAGAGAGAAGGGCCUCGAUAUUUAUAUUUAAGAAUGAAAUAAUAUUAAUAAUAAUGUAAGGAGGGCUGGGACACAGGAAUUCUGGCCUUCCCUGGGGCCUGGGACCUGCCUGGCCUUGUGGUUACAUUGGGUAUCCUCACUGUCCAUGGCUGCCUGGUCUCUGUAAUUUUAUAUAGAGUUUGAGCUGAAGCCUCGUAUAUUUAAUUUAUUUUGUUAAACAAGAAAGUGCCUCCUUUUUCUC
Molecule: messenger RNA, 2676 nt
Organism: Rattus rattus (black rat)
Lineage: Eukaryota; Metazoa; Chordata; Mammalia; Rodentia; Muridae
Gene: Fgfrl1
Product: fibroblast growth factor receptor like 1
Cellular component (GO): plasma membrane
Molecular function (GO): fibroblast growth factor receptor activity; fibroblast growth factor binding
Source: RefSeq, a predicted model, not a curated record